GGCCCAAAGCCCCAAAUGUUUCAUCCAGUCCAUUCUCUACCGCGCGCUCAUCUCUACCGCCAGACGGUCGGAUGCUAUAUAGCCCUCUCAGUUUUCAGCUUCUCCUUGCCCUCCUUAGUCGGACGCAGCUUACACGCCGUUCAUCUAACAUCCCGACCGACCGUUUGAGGUUAGUCGAUUAUUAAUAAGUGCCUUCUUAAGCUGUGGUUUAAUACCAACCAAUACGCCCACAGUUUCUCCUUAAUAUGGAGAAGAACCGAAUUUUAAUGACUCAAUGAUGAUGUCAUUGUGACAUCAGGCGGGAGCAGUUAUCUUAGCCGGUCCAGCUUUUAUCUUACCCACAGUUUUUUAUUGCUUACUCUAUAGAGAAGUUUUGCAGAGUUGUUGGAGUGAAAAAGUAGACACUAUUAGUUCAAUCCAUAAAGUGAUAGGCCGAGCAUGUUUUUUCCCCUCCAUUGGUGGGGAUAAGUUGUAAAAAGCUUUAGUUUUGUUACUGGGGAACACUAAAUAGGUAUGGUUGUCGUCAUGGUUAGAGUUGUACCUUAUUUUGCAGAACUCCCACUGCAUGGACAAUCAAGAGUCCCAGUUGGAUGCUUUGGGAUCACUAUCCUUGCACUCCUCAUCCUCUAGCCCCUGCAAUUCCGAGCCCGAGAUGAGUUUGGAGGAGAGAUUUGACAUUGUUAGGAGCAUAGGGGAAGAGUGUAUCCAGGACGAAGAGUUAAAGAAUCUGUUGGCGAAUAAGCCUCAACCAAUAUGCUAUGAUGGAUUUGAACCCUCUGGUCGGAUGCACAUUGCUCAGGGUGUUAUGAAGACAAUUAACGUUAACAAGUUGGUAUCUUCUGGCUGCAAAGUAAAGAUAUGGAUUGCAGAUUGGUUUGCCCAACUAAACAACAAGAUGGGUGGGGACUUAAAGAAAAUUCAAGCUGUUGGUCAGUAUCUGAUUGAGAUAUGGAAAGACGCGGGAAUGAAUCUGGAGAGUAACAAAGUUGAGUUUUUAUGGUCCUCUGAAGAGAUCAAUUCUAGAGCUGAUGAGUACUGGCCAAUUGUUAUUGACAUUGCACGGAGAAAUACGCUUCGUAGAAUAUCGAGAUGCUGUCAAAUAAUGGGUCGCUCUGAACUAAAUGUAUUGACUGCUAGUGCUGCCCAAAUAUUCUACCCAUGCAUGCAGUGUGCAGACAUAUUUUUCCUCAAGGCUGAUAUCUGUCAAUUGGGAAUGGACCAGCGAAAAGUGAAUGUGCUUGCAAGAGAAUACUGUGAAGAUAUAAAGAGGAAAAACAAGCCCAUCAUUUUGUCUCAUCAUAUGUUGCCUGGCUUGCAGAAGGGUCAAGAGAAGAUGUCCAAAAGUGAUCCGUCAUCCUCCAUUUUCAUGGAAGAUGAAGAGGCAGAUGUGAAUCUCAAAAUAGAGAAGGCUUUCUGCCCUCCCAAGGUUGUAGAGAAAAAUCCGUGUCUAGAAUACAUCAAGUACAUCAUCUUUCCCUUAUUUAAUGAGUUCAAGGUGGAGCGAAGUCUAGAGAAUGGUGGUAACAAGACCUUCUCGACUUUCGAGGAACUUGUUACUGACUAUGAAUGUGGUAGCUUGCAUCCUGCUGACCUUAAACCCGCUCUCUCAAAAGCUCUGAACAAGAUCCUGCAGCCUGUGCGUGAUCAUUUCAAGAACGAUUUCAUGGCAAAGGAACUUCUUAUGAGGAUAAAGAAGCAGUCAUCCAUGGACAAUCAAGAGCCCCAGUUGGAUGCUUUGGGAUCACUAUCCUUGCACUCCUCAUCCUCUAGCCCGUGCAGUUCCGAGGCCGAGAUGGGUUUGGAGGAGAGAUUUGAUAUUGUUAGGAGCAUAGGGGAAGAGUGUAUCCAGGACGAAGAGUUAAAGAAUCUGUUGGCAAAUAAGCCUCAGCCAAUAUGCUAUGAUGGAUUUGAACCCUCUGGUAGGAUGCACAUUGCUCAGGGUGUUAUGAAGACAAUUAAUGUUAACAAGUUGGUAUCUUCGGGCUGUAAAGUAAAGAUUUGGAUUGCGGAUUGGUUUGCUCUACUAAACAACAAGAUGGGCGCGGACUUGAAGAAAAUUCAAGUUGUUGGUCAGUAUCUGAUUGAGAUAUGGAAAGCUGUGGGAAUGAAUCUGGAGAGUAACAAAAUUGAGUUUUUAUGGGCCUCCAAAGAGAUAAUUUCUAGAGCUGAUGAGUACUGGCCACUUGUUAUGGACAUUGCACGGAGAAAAACGCUACAUAGAAUAUUGAGUUGCUGUGAAAUUAUGGGUCGCUGCUAUGCACAAGAUGAAUUGACUGCUGCCCAGAUAUUCGAUGUAUCGACUGCUGCCCAAAUAUUCUACCCAUGCAUGCAGUGCGCAGACAUAUUUUUCCUCGAGGCUGAUAUCUGUCAACUGGGAAUGGACCAGCGAGAAGUGAAUGUACUUGCAAGAGAAUACUGUGAAGAUAUAAAGAGGAAAAACAAGCCCAUCAGUUUGUCUCAUCACAUGUUGCCUGGCUUGCAGGAGGGACAAGAGAAGAUGUCCAAAAGUAAUCCGUCAUCCUCCAUUUUCAUGGAUGAUGAAGAGGCAGACGUGAAUCUCAAAAUAAAGAAGGCUUUCUGCCCACCCAAGGUUGUAGAGAAAAAUCCGUGUCUAGAAUACAUCAAGUACAUCAUCUUUCCUUGGUUUAAUGAGUUCGAGGUGGAGCGAAGUCUAGAGAAUGGGGGUAACAAGACCUUCUCGGUAUUUGAGGAACUUGUUACUGACUAUGAAUGUGGUAGCUUGCAUCCUGCUGACCUUAAACCUGCUCUCUCAAAAGCUCUGAACAAGAUCCUGCAGCCUGUGCGUGAUCAUUUCAAGAAUGAUGUCAAUGCAAAGGAACUUCUUAAGAGGGUUAAGAGCUACAAGUUUGCCAGGUAAUGCAAAUGGACACGAGAUAUUCAUCUUCAAACCCUCCAGUUUAGAGCAGAAAACUAGGUUUUUUUAUUACAGAUUAAAGAUGUUUUGCUUGGUUAUUUUGGAGGUUGUUCUAGACUUCUGGAGCGUUCUGCAUUCACAUUUCAAGCUAUAGAAAAGGCAACAUUUUUAUUUAUGAAGUUGUAGGAUCAACAUAACGUCAUUUGUAGCACCAUGGAAUAUACUAUGUGGGUGUUUGGAUCUAAUUCUUAAAACUGCUUUUGCUUUCUGAAGGAGCAGAAACAGAAGUUGGAGUGUUUGGGUGAAAGUGAAGAAGUAUUUAUGAUGCUCUAAUUUAUUCUUAGAAGUAGUUUUUUUUAAAAGCUGAGGGAGAUCAACUUUUGAAAACUAAUUUUGAUUCAGCUUCUACUUUAAAA
Molecule: messenger RNA, 3291 nt
Organism: Cuscuta epithymum
Lineage: Eukaryota; Viridiplantae; Streptophyta; Magnoliopsida; Solanales; Convolvulaceae
Source: the annotation of a GenBank genome assembly